Molecule: messenger RNA, 1652 nt
Organism: Mycetomoellerius zeteki
Lineage: Eukaryota; Metazoa; Arthropoda; Insecta; Hymenoptera; Formicidae
Product: HMG box-containing protein 4
Exons: 6
Coding region: 298-1530 (410 amino acids)
Source: RefSeq, a predicted model, not a curated record
ACAAAAUUUCAUAUGAUCGAGCUAACCUUGAUCGCGUCGAAUCACCUUUCUGUGUACCUAUGAGUACUACUUUAAGAGAUCAACAAUUACUUCAUUUUUACAUGCUGCUUAAAAGUUUCUGCAACUUAUUGCGUAUAUCUGAUGAGUGGACUUGAUGAAUGAUUUCUCAAAGAAAAGAAGCGAAGCAAAGUGAAGUGCGAGUUGUACUGCGACUGGCUGCCCACAUCUUUAGUAGCUGAUACAUUGUAGCCUGUAUAGGAGUAGUAUUUCUGUACUGUGUCUAUCCUGACUCUAUAAAUGUUUAAGGCUGAUCUAGAGGUCACGGGUAUCUCCCGUAGUGGUCGCGUGAGGAAGAAAUCUUCCAAGCUCGUCGACUUCGAAUCCGAUGAUCUUACGGAAAAUAAACUCAAGCGACAAAAGGCGCAGCAGCUACAAAGUCAGCAGUUCUUAGAUCAGUAUGAAGUACAACAGCAGCAACAGCAGAUAUUGCCCAUGCAAUCUACCCAAAUGGGUAACGUUGGACAACAGAGAAAGAAUUCAGGCUCGAUACAUGUACAACAAAGGCUUAAGGUGGAAUCUCUGUCUGAUAAUGAGGGUCAGUCGUCCAGUUCAGAAUCCGAUGAUCCCUCUGGGAUAAACGAAGAUGAGAGCAUAGACUCUGGAAGCGACAAUGAAGUAGAUCCUCUUUUAAUUGACGAAAGAGAAAUGGGAUUCAGAAAGCUAGAGCCACAACUAGGUCAGGAAACACCAUCACAAGCAAAUAGUUUAUAUAUGCUUGAAAAAUCUAAGAAAAAAUUGGUUAUUAAGGAUGGAAAAAUUGUAGGCAAAACAAAAUCCCAACGCAAAGAUAAAGGGAAAACGAGAUUUACUGCUUACAUGCUAUGGGCAAAGAAAAUUAGGCAAGAACUGUUAGAGCAAUCUCCUUACAUGGAUUUUGCGGCAAUUUCUAAGCGAUUAGGAGAGCUGUGGGCUACAGUACCACAUCUGGAAAAAUAUAAUUGGCGCAGACGUGCAAAGCGCUUAGCAGCAAAGCCUCACUCUUUACCAGCAAAUAAAGAUGAGCCUGUUUGGAAAAUGCCACCACCCGCCUCGCGAAAAAAAUUCAUUAAUAAAAUUGGUAAUGGGAAAGAAACAAAGCCUGCUUCUACAAAGAAAACUAUUCAACUCGGUGUGCCGUCUGUCGUUGGAAAUGUUUCAAUCUCAUCACCGUCAAAUCGUACCAAUAAAGAUCUGGUUAACGAGCCAGUAAUAGGCACAGGAAUGUAUAAAGUCGUUGGAACGCAACCAAUUGAUGUUGCAGCUCAUCUUAAAUUGCUUGGUGAAAGCUUGACAAUCAUCGGAGAACGUUUGAAGGAGCACGAUGGUCAAAUAGCUGUUUCUGGCAGUCUUUCGGUUCUACUGGAUUCAUUGCUCUGUGCCUUAGGUCCAUUAAUUUGUUUAACGCAGCAAUUGCCAGAAACUAAUGGAGCUAAACCUGAAACACUUUCUCAAAUGCUCGAUAACAUUGCUUAUCUUAUGCCUGGUCUAUAAUGUACAAAAUAUGUAAGUGUAUAUUCAUAAUAAGUGUAAAUAGAAAAGUAGUAUGAAAAAUUAGACAUAAAAAAAUAUAUAUUCUACAAGCGUGAAAACAAAGAUAAUGUUCAUUUAAAAAU